AUGGCGGCAUCGGACGCGGCGUCUGCUCCUUCUGUGCCCCCUGCCCCUUCUGCAACGCCACCAGACCCACCAGCCAACAACCUUACUGAGACGCAAAAACAACGCUCGGUAGUGGUGUCGCUCACACCGGCAAGGCAGCGGGAAACCUGGGCGAAGAAGGCGGAGUUCCUACUGGCGGUCGUCGGUUUUGCAGUGGACUUGGGGAACGUCUGGCGGUUUCCUUAUAUUUGCUACCAGAAUGGAGGAGGCGCUUUCCUGAUACCUUACUGCGUGAUGCUGCUGUUCGGAGGUCUUCCGUUGUUCUUCAUGGAGCUGGCUUUGGGGCAGUAUCAUCGUUGCGGCUGCCUCACCCUUUGGAAGAGAAUCUGUCCGGCUUUGAAAGGCGUCGGUUAUGCAAUCUGCAUGAUCGAUAUAUACAUGGGCAUGUAUUACAACACAAUAAUCGGCUGGGCUGUGUACUACUUGGUGGCGUCUCUGGCUUCCAUCAACUCCGUGCUCCCUUGGACAAGCUGCAACAACGAGUGGAACACCCCGCUGUGCACACCUGUCACUGCGCCUCAGAUCAACCCUAACAGUUCUACACCCGCGAAGGAGUUCUUUGAACGUAACGUCUUAGAACAGCACAGAUCGAACGGCUUGGACUACAUGGGUCCGAUAAAACCUUCACUCGCUUUGUGCGUUUUUGGAGUCUUCGUGUUAGUUUAUUUCUCGCUUUGGAAGGGAGUGAGGAGUGCUGGAAAGGUGGUUUGGGUCACAGCUUUAGCUCCGUAUGUGGUUCUUUUAAUUUUGCUCGCAAGAGGCGUUACUCUACCAGGAGCUACAGAAGGCAUCCGUUAUUAUCUGACUCCUGAAUGGCACAAGCUUCAGAAUUCUAAGGUCUGGAUUGAUGCGGCCUCGCAGAUAUUCUUCUCUCUUGGCCCUGGAUUCGGAACGCUCCUGGCUCUCUCAAGCUACAACAAGUUCAACAACAACUGCUAUAGGGAUGCCAUCAUCACCUCCUCUAUAAACUGCCUCACAAGUUUCCUGGCGGGAUUCGUAAUCUUCUCCGUUUUGGGGUACAUGGCACACGUUCAAAACAAAAGCAUUGAGGAAGUGGGGCUCGAAGGACCAGGUCUGGUAUUCAUCGUAUACCCUGAAGCUAUUGCUACUAUGACUGGAUCCGUCUUCUGGGCCAUUAUAUUCUUCCUAAUGCUCAUUACCCUUGGACUUGACAGUACUUUUGGAGGUCUUGAAGCGGUCACAACAGCCCUGUGUGACGAGUACCCGCGGGUGCUGGGCCGGAACCGGGAGAUGUUCGUCGCAGUUCUGCUACUUUUCAUCUAUAUCUGCGCUUUGCCUACCACUACUUAUGGAGGAGUAUUCCUGGUGGAUCUUCUAAACGUGUACGGUCCUGGGCUGGCUAUUCUGUUCGUGGUGUUCGCGGAGGCCGCUGGUGUCUGCUGGGUAUACGGCGUGGAUCGCUUCUCUGAAGACGUAAAGAGCAUGCUAGGGCACAGCCCCGGCUGGUUCUGGAGAGCCUGCUGGUCUUAUAUCAGCCCCGUGUUCCUGCUAGUUCUUUUCGUGUUCUCCGUCCUCGCUCACCAGGAGAUGCUUGGCGGGGAGUACACUUACCCACCCUGGUCCAUCACGGUGGGCUGGGUGAUGACCGGCACCACUGUAUCUUGCAUACCGCUCUACAUCGUUUACAAGUUCAUCAUCACUCCCGGCAGCUGCCUGCAGCGUAUAAAAACGAUCAAACGUCCCCAAGAAACAUCCAUACCCCCAUCGGAUCCAGCAAUCUGCACGCUGUGA
This is a messenger RNA of Bombyx mandarina (wild silkworm), 1791 nucleotides long. RefSeq names its product serotonin transporter (gene Sert). Gene Ontology annotation, cellular component: synapse; plasma membrane; neuron projection. Gene Ontology annotation, molecular function: serotonin:sodium:chloride symporter activity; serotonin binding. The record is from RefSeq and is a predicted model, not a curated record. NCBI's taxonomy places the organism in Eukaryota, Metazoa, Arthropoda, Insecta, Lepidoptera, Bombycidae. Gene Ontology annotation, biological process: amino acid transport; sodium ion transmembrane transport; serotonin uptake.